Molecule: messenger RNA, 960 nt
Organism: Cavia porcellus (domestic guinea pig)
Lineage: Eukaryota; Metazoa; Chordata; Mammalia; Rodentia; Caviidae
Product: olfactory receptor 4A16-like
Exons: 1
Coding region: 23-952 (309 amino acids)
Biological process (GO): G protein-coupled receptor signaling pathway
Cellular component (GO): plasma membrane
Molecular function (GO): olfactory receptor activity; G protein-coupled receptor activity
Source: RefSeq, a predicted model, not a curated record
AACAAGCCUUCUAGGAGACUGAAUGGCACAUAGUAAUAAUGUCACGGAAUUUGUCCUUCUGGGCCUCACUCAGGAUCCCAGUGCACAGAUGACAUUAUUUGUUUUGUUUUUACUUAUCUACAUUGUGACAGUGGUGGACAAUCUGCUGAUCAUGGUCACUGUCCUCACCAGCCCCUCCUUGGGCUCCCCAAUGUACUUCUUUCUUGCCUAUCUUUCACUCAUGGAUGCUGCUUAUUCCACUGCCAUCUCACCCAAGAUGCUGAUAGAUCUGCUGAGCGCUAGAAAUACCAUCUCCUUCCCAGCCUGCAUGGGUCAACUCUUCAUAGAGCACCUAUUUGGUGGUGCUGAGGUCUUCCUUCUGGUGGUGAUGGCCUUUGACCGCUAUGUGGCAAUCUGUAAGCCUCUGCACUAUUUAACCAUCAUGAAUCGUCGGGUUUGCAUCCUCCUGCUGGUGGUAACCUGGGCUGGAGGUUUUGUACACUCUAUGGUUCAAUUUGUCUUUGUUUCUGGUCUCCCUUUCUGUGGACCCAAUGUCAUCGAUCAUUUUGCCUGUGACAUGUACCCUUUACUUGAACUUGCAUGCACUGACACCUACUUUAUUGGCCUCACUGUGGUCGCCAAUGGUGGGGCCAUCUGCAUGGUGGUCUUUAUCCUGUUGCUCAUCUCCUAUGGAUUCAUCCUGAACUCUCUGAAAACUCACAGUGAGGAAGAGCAGAGAAAAGCUAUUUCUACCUGCAGCUCCCACAUCACCGUGGUUGUGCUCUUUUUUGUUCCCUGUGUUUUUGUUUAUGUUAGACCUGUUUCUACAUUUCCCAUUGAUAAAUCUGUAAGUGUGUUUUAUACAGUUAUUACCCCUAUGCUGAAUCCUUUAAUAUAUACCCUGAGAAAUUCAGAAGUAAAAAAAGCUAUGAGAAAACUCUGGUGUAGAACGCUGACUAGAGAUCAAAUAUAAAUGUGUUU